AUACAGCAAGACGGUGUCCCCCGGAACAGGAUGCCACUGGAGAACGUGGCAACCACUGGGAAAAGGUAUGUGGAUUUUCUGGUUCCUCGUGUUAAUAGCAGCAGAGCAUGUUACAUAUAGGUUGGAACUUGGAGCAAAUGCAGAGGCGUUGACUCUGGAGGUGAUGAAGUCUCCCUGCUCAUUUACUGUGACAUCACCAGUGAUGCAAGCAGGGCUGGUGAGUGGGAGAGGCUGUCACAUUCAAGGAACACCCCAGCAUGCAGAGCCCCUCUCCCUUCCCCACCAGCCACAGACGUUUGAGGGGGUGGGGAAUCCUAAUCUAAUGACGUUGAGGCACAAGACCCCUUGGCCGAUGAAGUUGACCUGUGGAGUCACUGAGUGUAUUUGAAGAAGGAUUCCCCCGCACGGGUGUGAUUCAAGAUGUUCCUCUUCGCCCGUAAAACCAAGACCCCCAUCAGCACCUACACGGACUCCUACAGAGCACCGAAUAGCAUGAGAAAAACCUUCCAGGAACCUCCAAUGACUCUGUGGAACGAGAAUAAGUUUGUGACGGAGGGGUUAACGGUGCCCAGAGUGGAAAAUCAGGUGAACCAAGCUCAUCUGGAGAAGAUGAUUAAGCAUGCGGUGCAGGAAUAUUCCUAUAAGAACACGAUAGAACCAACAGCCUAUAGGCCAGAAAAAUAUUGGUUAACCAGACCCGAAGAAAAGUACAAUCCAGCUUUUGUCAGUGGAGACAAGUAUGCAACGUGGAGGACAGGCCCCUACAACAGCGCGGGGUGGAAUAAAUAUACCACCUACCUCCCCAGGCUUCCAAAGGAAGCAGGGAUGGAGACCAUUCUCCGUGGGAUGCCCAUGCAAUACCCGCCGAAACCCGACCGGCUCAAUAAUUAUGAAAGGGAAGUGGUGGUCAACAUGCUGAACAGCUUAUCCCGCAGCCAGCUCCCCUCUGUCCAGCACGGGUCUACCCUCCCCGGGAGAAAGCCCUUCCAAGGCUACUACAGCCCCUGCACCGGGCGCCACUACUGCAUGCGGGGGAUGGAUUACUACGUGGACGGAGCCCCCUGCAACGAGAGGCAGCUCAACCAGCUAGUGGAGAAGAUUGUAAGGAAUAUCCCAUACUGCGACUGCAGCCAAGAGACGAUGGGCUAUGCACCUUUGCACAACCCGCCGCAAUCUUUCCCGUAUAUGAACCUUAAGUGGGACACGAGUCACUUCCAGAAGGCCGGCGGGCCGCAAAAGGAUAACUAUGUCAUCCAUCCCGAGUUUGUGUCGGAGUCCUACCCCACUUCGCCGUGCUGGUAGAGAGGAGAGUCAGGCUUCCAUUAAAAUGGGUCUUGCCAA
This is a messenger RNA of Caretta caretta (loggerhead turtle), 1341 nucleotides long. RefSeq names its product sperm microtubule inner protein 6 (gene SPMIP6). Gene Ontology annotation, molecular function: alpha-tubulin binding. NCBI's taxonomy places the organism in Eukaryota, Metazoa, Chordata, Testudines, Cheloniidae. Gene Ontology annotation, cellular component: perinuclear region of cytoplasm; manchette. The record is from RefSeq and is a predicted model, not a curated record.